Messenger RNA from Mustela lutreola (European mink), 5422 nucleotides. RefSeq names its product required for meiotic nuclear division 5 homolog A (gene RMND5A). Gene Ontology annotation, molecular function: protein binding; ubiquitin protein ligase activity. The record is from RefSeq and is a predicted model, not a curated record. The transcript has 10 exons. Lineage: Eukaryota; Metazoa; Chordata; Mammalia; Carnivora; Mustelidae. Gene Ontology annotation, biological process: proteasome-mediated ubiquitin-dependent protein catabolic process. The coding region runs from base 332 to 1507 and encodes 391 amino acids. Gene Ontology annotation, cellular component: cytoplasm; nucleus; GID complex.
GUUCCCGUGAAAACAAAAACAAUCGGCGGCGCCGCCGCGGGCAGCCGAACGCGGCGAGUGAGGACCAGGGGCGCGGGACCGGGUGGGGAGAGCGAGCCGGAGCGGCGGCCAGUGUCCGGGGGCCGGGGGGGCAUGGGGCAGGCGGGCACGGGCUGCGCGGGGCUCCCCCGGCGCCGCGGCUAGCGCGCCCGCUGUCUCGGCCGCCUCAGCCACCCGCGCCGCCCGCCUGGGGGACGAGGAGCAGGACGCGGCCUCGGCCGGGCCCGGGCCGAACGGCUGCGGACACCCGGGCACCAGGGAGCCGAGCGCCUUCGCCGCCGCCGCCUCCGGGAUGGAUCAGUGCGUGACGGUGGAGCGCGAGCUGGAGAAGGUGCUGCACAAGUUCUCGGGCUACGGGCAGCUGUGCGAGCGCGGCCUGGAGGAGCUCAUCGACUAUACGGGCGGCCUCAAGCACGAGAUCCUGCAGAGCCACGGCCAAGAUGCUGAAUUAUCAGGGACACUUUCACUUGUUUUGACACAAUGCUGUAAGAGAAUAAAGGACACUGUUCAAAAAUUGGCCUCAGACCACAAAGACAUCCACAGCAGUGUUUCUCGUGUUGGAAAAGCCAUUGAUAAGAAUUUUGAUUCUGACAUUAGCAGUGUGGGAAUAGAUGGCUGCUGGCAGGCAGACAGUCAGAGGCUUCUCAACGAGGUGAUGGUGGAACACUUCUUUCGACAAGGAAUGCUGGAUGUAGCUGAAGAGCUCUGCCAGGAAUCUGGUCUUUCUGUAGACCCAAGUCAGAAAGAACCAUUUGUGGAGUUAAAUCGAAUAUUAGAAGCAUUAAAAGUCAGAGUUCUGAGACCUGCUUUGGAAUGGGCAGUUUCAAAUCGAGAGAUGCUUAUAGCCCAAAACAGCUCCUUGGAAUUUAAACUACACAGACUGUAUUUUAUUAGCUUAUUAAUGGGUGGAACUACAAAUCAGCGAGAAGCAUUACAAUACGCUAAAAAUUUUCAGCCAUUUGCUCUAAAUCAUCAGAAAGACAUUCAGGUUUUGAUGGGAAGCCUUGUGUACCUGAGACAAGGGAUUGAGAACUCACCGUAUGUUCACCUACUUGAUGCAAACCAGUGGGCUGACAUCUGCGACAUCUUCACACGGGAUGCCUGCGCCCUCCUGGGGCUCUCGGUGGAGUCCCCGCUCAGCGUCAGUUUCUCAGCAGGUUGUGUGGCGCUGCCGGCUUUAAUUAAUAUCAAAGCUGUGAUUGAACAGAGGCAGUGCACUGGAGUUUGGAACCAGAAAGAUGAAUUGCCCAUUGAAGUGGACCUUGGUAAAAAGUGCUGGUAUCACUCUAUAUUUGCCUGUCCCAUUCUUCGUCAGCAAACAACAGAUAACAAUCCACCCAUGAAAUUGGUCUGUGGUCAUAUUAUAUCAAGAGAUGCUCUGAAUAAAAUGUUUAAUGGUAGCAAAUUAAAAUGUCCAUAUUGUCCGAUGGAACAGAGUCCAGGAGAUGCCAAACAGAUAUUUUUCUGAAGAAAUAACUUUAAUUUGCAAUUUGAAGAAAGCUGUGAUAGAUUCCCAAUUUGCUUUUUGAUGUUUUCCUCUGCUCCAGCUCUCACCGAGAAGUCAGCAGACCUGCAUUUGAGCUCUGCUUGUAGCCCCAGCGGGCUGCCUGUUUCAAAUUCCAUCGUGAAUUUAGCAGGUUGGUGUGAGAAGUCUUCCACUAGAACAGAGUGGAAGGGGUACUAUUGUUUCUUUUCUUUUAUUGCCAAGAGGUGCUUGUUUUAAAAGUGUGUUCAAUAAAAUGAAAUUCUGAAGUUAGAGGUGUUCUUAAGUUAAUAUUUGCUCUCUUGGUCUUGGUAGCCCUAUUCUCUGAAAUCUGCCUUCAGGACUUGGCUGUCUGUUUCAUUUGUAUAUCAUCGCAGACACAGUGUUGUUUGUGUGUGUAUAUAUGUGCACCAGCAUCAAACAUUGUGUAUCUGGAAGGAAAGAAGCAUGUUCCAGUCCUAAAAUGCAGUUACCAGACUCAUUACUUUAAAUCCUUAAAGUUAGAAGUUAGCAUAUUUUCUGUAGUGCAGAAUAUGUUUAUUGCUGUUUUUGUAUUUGAAUAGUAUACUGUUCAAUGCCUCUCUUCUACAAAGUGUAUCAUCUCAUUGGCUGUGAAUCUGUAUAUUACUCUAAUGGAUACAGAUGAUGAUCUUUUCUCUUGUGAGGUAUCUUCAUUUAAUGCACUGUCCAGAAAUAGCCAUGUGUAAGAGUCUUUCUCUGUAUGAUGAACGAACUACAUGGAAAGGACAUCUGACUUACACCUGUUAAGUCACUUCAUUAUAAGAAGAAUGUUAUACGGACAUCACCAAAUAUUUUGCAACUUUAUUUCAUCUGACUUGGAACUAAACAUCAAUGUAGGAAAACUUGAUGAGAAAACAAAGAAAGAAGAAAAUGCAGAAGGAAAGAGGACCGUAACACUUUGCAUUUUAAACUGCAGAUUGAUUUCUUUUGCAGGGAGGGAGAAAACAGGUUUUGUGCUGAGUUCCCUCGAAAGUGUCAGCGUGUGCAGUCAUACACCGGCCUGCAUGGUUUGUCCUGAAAUGUAUAUCUGGGAGAGCAGGGAUUUGUCUCAAAGGAAAGGGGUGCUGCAGGAAAGCCCUGCUUGACUGCUCUGUGUGGUCAGACUCCCUCCGAGUGCUACGUUGCGUGGGGUUGGUUGGCCGGGAAUGGCGGCUGGCCUGCUCAGAGUGUUGCUCUGUCUGACCUCUGUCUUGGCCCCACCAGGACUCUAGCUCUGUGUUUCGGCUUUCCUCUUGGAACCCUCCCUAAACCUGCUCUCUCCAUUAAAGCAGUGAAGGCAGAGAGAAGCUCCUUGGACUCCGUAAGAGAAGGUAGAGAAUUCCAGGCAACUCUGGCUGAGGAUGUAAACCUGGUUUAUGACCUAUAUUUCCCUUUGAGUUACAAUCCAGAGUACCUUUUUUUAAACUACUUUUUUUCUCACUGGGCCAGAUUUAGCUUUACUCACAACUUAUUCUCACCUUUCCACCUCUAACACUUACGAAACAUUUAGGCUUCACGUAAGAUUUGUACAACAUAGAUGUCGCACAAGAGGCUGGUGGUAAAUAUUUUGGGGGCCAGACACUUCACAUGGUCGGCUCAGGCCACUUUGAAGGCCAAAACAAAAGCCAGAACUCUGCUUUGUCCAUCUCCCAGUGUUGGGAAUCCAGUUGACAGUUUUCUGUGCAGCUCCUGAAACUUUAAAAAGAGCAUGCUUUUAACUGAAGCGUUUGAUUUUAGAGUUUCUUAUGUAAGGUCCUUGUAGUCUACUCGGCAGGAUAGGGCCAGAAAUUUGAAACUCUUGAUUUGACAACUUAAUAUGAAAAUUAUGUCUUGUGACCUUUAACUGAAUGCAUGGACUCAAAACAUUGGUGGGAAAAUGUGAAGGAAAGGUGGGUUUGAAAAGGCCAGACCUUAACCAAAGAUGCUGAAAUACAACAUGUUGUCCUUUCUGCUCUAGAAACACCUUCAGGAGUGGUGUCAGGACCUUGUCGCUGAGGCUGUGUGUGUCCGCGGUGCGGGAGGGUGCUCCUUGUCAUGCCCUGCCUCUGUGUGCAAAAGGUCGUGAUAGAGCCAAGGUUUUUUUAGAGUCAGACUCAUUAUAAUAAUACACAUUGCAAACAGAGUUUCAGAGUGGUUUCCUCAGCUUCCUUAGGAACCAUUCCAUUUAUCAGUCGUGGACGAAGGCCAUGGGACUAUGCUAAACCAAUAAAACCUUAUUAGAACCUUGCAUUCUGAUUUAGCCAGAGCGCCUGUGCUUUCAAGUACAACCUGAAGGACAGUGGCUAAGUUUGUCUUUCAGUCUUUUUUCUCCUUCGUGUGAUCAUCACAAAUACCAUUUCUGUUGUUUUGGUGGUGAUUAUGUGAGACUUCUAAUACAUAAAUGAACGGGUAUUGGUGCCUCUUGAUUUUAAAAAAUGUUGAAGAGAAGAGCCACCUCAUAUUCAUAGGGUGUAUGAGUAUUUUAUGAGUGUAUGAGCAUUUAAUUGAAAAUAAGAAAGGUAUGAAGUUAAUCUUUUGAUUUUUCUGUAGCAGCUGAUGUAUACAGAGACACUAAACCCCACACCAAAUUAUGUGGGGAAUGAGGAUCCUUUUUCUCUCCAGGUAGUCCCACAGGCCUGUAGUUUUGUUCAGUAUUCUUUAUGCUGUGAGUUAUUUCCACCUCAGUGGUUCAGCCUUUGGGACAACAGAUACUGCAGAAACCAAGGACUCUUGGUUAUUCGCACAAGACAAGCUGCUGGUAGACAUUAGCCCUCUGGUUUUCCAGCUCAACUUCUGAUUAGCGGACUGACGGUCAAGCUGGUCAGUUUGCUUAGUCAGCAGACUCAGGUUAUUUUCAGGGAAGGCAUGGUUUGGUUAAUUUCAUCACUAGGAUAUGUAAGGUGAAGACGCAAACCAAAUACCUUUCAUUACUUAACUCUACGUACAUUAUCCUUGGUAACACUAGAAUGCUGUGGUCUUGAGGGAAUGUUGGCAAGGAACGCAUACUUGGAAGGCUUGGGGCUCCAUACGCCUGUCCGGCUGGGGUGGGCUUUAUGGUGGUACAAUAGUGUUUACCAUAAGCAGGUACAAACUGCAUGAACUGUUUUUACUGAGCUAUAAUUGAAUAGAUACCAAAAAUAGAAUGACAAAUGUAUUUUAAUAGCAGAUGAGGCGAUUAGUUUUAGGGUGAAUUUUCCGCUGUUGAUUUUACUUCAAGAGAUAGGAAGAGAAAACAAAGAUUUGUUUUCGAGAUGUUUCCCUCUACAGUGCUAAGCUGUAGUGAGCAUAUGCUUCAUUUACUUCCAAAGAGGCAGCAGCAGCUGGAAUGGGCUUACAGCACAUGCUUUGUUUCAUGUUGUGGGCGAGGACUUACACUCUUACUUCAGCAGUCACUUCACGUUCUCCAGCAAGGCAGAUGUGGGGUUCACUAGGAUUUAGUGCCUGAUCUUUUCUUUUGGGAAGGGGUGGGAGUGAAUGUAGCGGGGAUGGGAGGGAAGCAGAAGAAAACGGGCGUGUGAGUGAGCGUGCAUGUGUCCGAGACUCACCGUUCCCCCCCCUCCUGUGUCCAGCAAGGAACAGGCAUUUAGUGUAUUUUGCUCACGACUGCAGCGUGCAUGUAUUUUUUUUCCCCUCGUCCGUGUUUUCUAAACUUACACUAAAAGGAUUCAUCAAAUCAUCUUGUUCAGAUGGCUCAGGAUUGUAUUUCUUUUGCUUACGCUGUGCUCUUGGGUUCUAUAGUAUUUCUAUAAUUAUGUAACAAGAAUAGUGUUGCACUGUAAUCUAUCAUAUAGAGCUAUAUGUAUGGAAAAUUUUGAUCAGUUUUUUAAGAAAUGUAUCCUGUUUGCAAAGGCACAAUAAAGUUGCAUCUUAUAGACUAUAGGCAAUAAAGCUAACAAUAAACCUUAUUUAACACAAACCAUA